AAGACCUCCGACGUCACCGGUUCUUUAACCAGCUAGUCUGCCUAAUUCUACUGUAUCAUGCUCUAACUCACGCCUCUUCUUCCUGUAACACUAUUGUGCAUCUGCGAUACCUAGUCUUAGCUUUCUUCCUUGCAAUGAUUUUUUGAUUAGUUUACGAGUAGCAUCAACCUUCGACAUCCAGGGACUAUGGAGCGUCCCUCGACGCCUCCCCGCGCCGCAACCGGCUCGGGAGCCGUUACAUCUCCACUUACACCAGAGGUCACCCGUCGCAUCGAAGAAAAUAGGUUAAAAGCCAAAGCGAUAAGAGAUCAGAAAGAAGCCGCCGCCCGGGCCGCCGGCGUCCCUACGCAAAACCGCACGCCCUCCGGCUUCAUCGCCACAGACGAAAUCCACAUCCCCAACACUCGCAAGCGACCUUACGACGCCAUAGCCAGCGCGACAGUGCAGGCGCGCGAAGUCCCAUCUACAAGCCGCGAUGGCCGCGUUAACGGCGCGUCCCCGGCGAAAGAUGGCGCAGCAGCAGCGAAGGACGACGGGGCCAUCCGGCCGGCGCGGAAGUUCACCAAGUUCGUCGACUACGACCUAGGGAAGAUGACAGACACAAAAGGUGGUUUCCUCAGCGCUGAGGACGACCCCUGGAACAAAGCCAUGUCGGGACCAGGUGGUAGCGGCGCAGCAGGAGGGAAAGCAGAUGGCAAAGGAGGGCCCGAGGAAGAGCAGCGGCCGAAAGGCAUGACGAUGCAGGAGUGGGAGAGACUACAGCUCCUGAAAAAGUUGCGGCGGCAGAAGGCCGGACCUUUCGAGCCGGGGCUGAGCGCGCUGACGGACGAGAAGGAGAGGAAGAAGUGUCGGGAAUGCGGCACGCUCGAGAUCGACUUCGUGUGGGAGGAGGUCUUCGGGUGCGCUGUGUGCAAUGCGUGCAAGGAGAAGUAUCCGGAGAAAUACAGUCUUUUGACGAAGACGGAGUGCAGAGAGGAUUAUCUCCUGACAGAUCCCGAACUCCGCGACUCCGAUCUCCUCCCGCACCUCUCGCGCCCGAACCCGCACAAGUCGCACUGGCACGACAUGAUGCUCUUCCUGCGAUACCAGGUAGAGGAGUACGCCUUCGGCUCGAAGAAAUGGGGUUCGGCCUCGGCUCUCGACGCCGAGUUCGAGCGCCGCGAGGCCGACAAGAAGAGGCGGAAGGAAGCCAAGUUCAAAGAGAAGCUCCUCGAUCUCAAGAAACGCACGCGCACGGACGCGUACCUGCGCGGACAGGGGAGAUUCGAUAAUAGUAGUAGUAGUAGUAGGGGUGGAGGGAAGAAGGCCAAGUUCGGCGAUGCUGUGGCCGAUGGCGGGAAACAUGUUCAUGAAUGGGGUCGUGUCAUUGAGAAUGAAGACGGCGCUACUGUGAAGACGUGUACGACGUGUGGUAUGGAGGUCGAGGAGUUGGAGUUUUGAGAUACCCCCUAUUCUAUUGUAGCUAACUGUUAGUGGGAUUUUUGGUCGUCUAAUGACUUUGAAUCUAUCAUCUCGUUGGCUAUUAUGCUCAGUCCUCAUGGGCGACUUGAUCCUUAGUGUUCUAUCUACAUGAGUCUGUAGCUAUUACCCAGUUGCUUUUUAUUCUGUGGCAAGGUACUUUCCCAAUUGCUUAACCGGGCAGAACUCGAGUGUCUCCAAAGAUUCAUAAAGUAAUGAUAUAUAUCUUCCACGCUGCUCAAUUACAAGCGAAGUUGUGUAUAUCACUGAGGGGAUAUUUCAAAAUAUAAGCUCGCUGUGAUUUACAACAA
Molecule: messenger RNA, 1769 nt
Organism: Xylaria bambusicola
Lineage: Eukaryota; Fungi; Ascomycota; Sordariomycetes; Xylariales; Xylariaceae
Product: XPA protein C-terminus-domain-containing protein
Exons: 3
Coding region: 187-1440 (417 amino acids)
Biological process (GO): UV-damage excision repair; nucleotide-excision repair, DNA damage recognition; base-excision repair
Cellular component (GO): nucleotide-excision repair factor 1 complex
Molecular function (GO): damaged DNA binding
Source: RefSeq, a predicted model, not a curated record